AAUCCCAGGAGCUAAUCUCAGGCUCGGCCUCGCUCCAUGAGUUAAUGGCCUUGACAUUCCUGCAGCCCACCAAAUCCUCCUCUUACCCAUUACCCAGAUCCUCUCUGAUGUGUGUGGACAUUUAGCCUCAGAGCCCCAGUUUCAUGUCUCUGGUUCUAGGUAGGGUAGUAUGUGGCCAGUCUUCACACUUCUUACCGCCUGUGUGCACAGGGCCCUUCUGAGAACUUAGGAAAUGCACCAGAGACACCACUGUAGAGAGAGCCUCCCUUUCCCCAUGUCAGUGUUGAGUGGAUCAUGCCCAGAGCUGUCUGCAGUGACCCUCUCCUCUAAUGACCCCGAAGUCCAUGGGAGAUCGUCUCAUGGGGCUCCUGCCCCAAACCUUUGCCAGGCUCUAGCCUCUUCCUUGGCCUCUUCUCCACCAUUGUUAAGUCAGUCAGCUAGCCCUGGCCUUUGGAAGCAAGUACCUCCUAUUUAGAGUCAAGUUUUCUUUCUUUUUUUGAAACAGGGUCUCACUACAGAGCCCAGGCUACCCUUGAAUGAGAGAGUCUCCUGCCUUAGCUUGGGUGCAUCCUGGGUUUAUAGGCAUGUGCUGCUAUGCCUGGUCCAGAGUAAACUUUCAAUCUUAAUUCCACAGUGGGGGCUCAGUCUACAAGGGUCCUCCCUUCCAAGUGAAGGAGGAAGCUAUCCUAUGGUUGCUCAUAGCUGACCUCUCCAUUAACUCCCCCUCCCCGCCGUGCUGGUGCUCAGGCCUAGGACAGCAUAUAUUCUAGGAAGCAUUCCACCACGGAGCUCUAAUCUCCUGCCAUCUUAUAAUUCUUGGGAGGAAGGGAACAAGUCAGGGACACUGGGUAUCUGUCAUGUGGUUGUCUCAUUUUUUAACUCUCAUGAAUUUGGAGGGUAGGAUUCGGUAAUUAUUUUCUAGGUUGGGGCCCUAGAGGCUUAAAUGACCAGGAUUACUCAGCCAAGAAGGUGCACCCAAAUACACUGGUCAGAGGGACAUUUAGAACUCAAGGCCCAUGCUAUUCCCUCCUCUUUGAGUUUGGGUGGCCUGGCUCUGGGGUCCCCGUGUCGGAGCAGUGGUAGGGUAACUAGGGCUCCUCUCAGACUCUUUUCUGCUGCCCUGUCCAGAGCCAGCUGAGCCACAGCGUGGACACACUCCCAGGCCGCUGUGGCCCCAGCCCCGCCUGACAGGAUGAGCAGUUCAGAUGCGGGGCUGGAGGAGGAGCCGGAGCUUAGCAUCACCCUCACGCUGCGGAUGCUGAUGCAUGGGAAGGAGGUGGGCAGCAUCAUUGGGAAGAAGGGAGAGACUGUAAAGCGAAUCCGGGAGCAGAGCAGUGCCAGGAUCACCAUCUCCGAGGGCUCCUGCCCUGAGCGAAUCACGACCAUCACUGGAUCGACAGCCGCCGUGUUCCAUGCGGUCUCCAUGAUUGCCUUCAAACUGGAUGAGGACCUCUGUGCAGCUCCCGCAAACGGUGGCAGUGUCUCCAGGCCUCCAGUGACCUUGCGCCUUGUCAUCCCUGCCAGCCAGUGUGGAUCACUGAUUGGGAAGGCAGGUACCAAAAUCAAGGAGAUCCGAGAGACUACGGGAGCCCAGGUACAGGUGGCAGGGGACCUGCUCCCCAAUUCCACAGAGCGUGCUGUCACCGUCUCUGGGGUGCCUGAUGCCAUCAUCCUGUGUGUGCGCCAGAUCUGUGCUGUUAUUCUGGAGUCCCCACCCAAAGGAGCCACUAUCCCGUAUCACCCAAGCCUCUCCCUAGGUACUGUCCUUCUCUCCGCCAACCAGGGUUUCUCUGUCCAGGGUCAGUAUGGGGCAGUGGCCCCUGCAGAGGUCACCAAGCUCCAGCAGCUCUCAGGCCAUGCAGUUCCCUUCGCCUCACCCAGUGUGGUGCCAGGACUGGAUCCCAGCACACAGACCAGCUCCCAGGAGUUCCUGGUUCCCAACGAUCUGAUUGGCUGUGUGAUCGGACGCCAGGGCAGCAAGAUCAGCGAGAUCCGGCAGAUGUCAGGGGCACAUAUUAAGAUUGGAAACCAAGCAGAGGGUGCUGGGGAGCGGCAUGUGACCAUCACUGGCUCACCGGUCUCCAUUGCCCUGGCUCAGUACCUCAUCACUGCCUGUCUAGAGACGGCCAAGUCUACCUCUGGGGGGACACCUGGCUCAGCCCCCGCAGACCUGCCCACCCCUUUCUCGCCACCCCUGACGGCCCUGCCCACAGCUCCCCCAGGCCUGCUGGGUACACCUUAUGCCAUCUCCCUCUCCAACUUCAUCGGCCUCAAGCCCGUGCCCUUCCUGGCUCUACCACCUGCUUCCCCAGGGCCACCGCCGGGCUUGGCGGCCUACACUGCCAAGAUGGCAGCGGCCAAUGGGAGCAAGAAAGCUGAACGGCAGAAAUUCUCCCCCUACUGAGGCCGGCUGAGGCCCAGGCAGGGGCAGGCAGGACCGCCGGCAGGGGCUGCCUCCACAUCCUUCCUGCCCAAGGAGACUCUACCAUGGAGUCUCAAGCGCCAGUAAUGCCAGACGCAUGGAUGCACCCCCUACCCUGCCCUGUCUAUGGGUUCCUCCUCAGAGAGGGGACAGUUUCUGGCCCAGGGUUCUAGGAGCUGUGGCAGCCCCAGAGCGGGGGCUCCACCCCUUCAGACCUAUGCUUGGAUGCCGGGAAUGUCCGGGGCCUCCCUAGUGCCCCGCCGUGGGAGGUCCCCUCAUGUCCUCCAUCCCUUCGGGCUUUCAGCCUACUGCCCCCCGCGGGAAUUGGAGGAGAGUGAGGGGUGGCCGGGGCCAAGCUUCUCUUCACCCCCUGCAGAUCAUGCUGCUUCCACUGAUACCCUUUUGACUGGAAUAGACUGGCUGGGCUUGUCGGGGGCAACCCAAAGAGAGGGCUCUGCCUGUAGCCGGUGGGGAGCGGCCUGGGGCAGGGGCCCAGUUCUCAGCAGCAGAUUCUCUGUACAGUUUUUUCAAUCCCUGUUUUUGAAUAAAUAUUCUCAGCGACCAGAAA
Peromyscus maniculatus bairdii (prairie deer mouse) is the source of this 2990-nucleotide messenger RNA. Lineage: Eukaryota; Metazoa; Chordata; Mammalia; Rodentia; Cricetidae. The record is from RefSeq and is a predicted model, not a curated record.